Molecule: messenger RNA, 2538 nt
Organism: Equus quagga
Lineage: Eukaryota; Metazoa; Chordata; Mammalia; Perissodactyla; Equidae
Gene: C2H10orf88
Product: chromosome 2 C10orf88 homolog
Exons: 6
Coding region: 358-1548 (396 amino acids)
Source: RefSeq, a predicted model, not a curated record
CGGCGGGGGCGGGUCCGCGGGCCGGCGGCUGCCCGGGGCGGGAGCGUGGGGCGACCCGCAACGCGGCGUCUCGGCGCGUCCCUGAGGCGGGCCUGUGGCCCCGAGGGCCCUGGCGGCCUCGGAGUCGGCGCCCUCCCGCCGACCCGCGGAAGCCCCUGUCGGCCGGGACGGGCGGGAGCGCGCCAGCCGUGGAGGAGCCCCGCCGGCUUAGCUGGAAAGACGCCCCUGUGCCUCGUGCCCUGCUCCGCGCUGCUGUGCGCGCAGGCGGUGCCGGUGCAGUUUCUGUGGGAAUGAGAACAGUUCCAGGGCGUUGCGUAGACCGUCGGUGACGCAGGACCCGGUAGCGGGGAGGCCCCGAUGCCUGCAGCCCCCGUGCCGGACCUGGUGGUUUUGAGGAGCAGCCCGAGCGGCCGGGAUGGAAACCCCUGCUUCCUUUACCUGCGAUGUGACCCCGAGGGCGGGGAAGAAAUCGCUUCUGUGGGCGUUUUAAGUUCCGCCCGAAACAUGGAAGUGUACUUGGGAGAGGAGUACUGUGGAACCGGCAGGGGCCAGAGUGUUCGCGGUGCUCUGGGCGGCAGUGAACCUGAAAAGAUUAUUUUAUACAAAAAAUAUCUGAAAUUGGAGUCCUCCACACAUGCUUGUAAAAUAAAGUUGCUCUCCUUUGGUGAAAAGCAGUGUGUGUUCAUCAGUAAACUUGUCGUACAUAUGCAGCCAGUUUCAGCAAAUUCUUCAACAAGCCCUCAGGCUCUAGGAUCAAGGAUAGACCUUGACAGGGUCCAAACCAUCAUGGAGUCCAUGGGGUCUAAGUUAUCACCUGGAGCUCAGCAACUGAUGAAUAUGGUUAGAUUGCAGCAGCAGAAUUGUAUUCCCAUUGGAGAGCAGCUUCAGUCGGUUUUGGGAAAUACUGGACACAAGCAUAUGAUUGACCUACAAUCAUCGUCUACUUCAGGAGCCUUCAGCAAGUCAUCGUCCACACCUUUUCCUUUUAGAACUGGAUUGACAUCUGGAAAUGUGCCUGAAAACUUAAAAGCUUACCCUGAUAAAAGUACGCAGCCACUUGGUGGAGGAAAUAUUGCAAACCUUGAAGAGCGUAAAAUUGUGCCACAAAACCAUUCUCUUCUUGAGAAUGAUCUUAAAAAUGCACUAUCUUCUUUCCUAUCAAAGAAAGCAAGUGAUAACUCAAAUAUACCAAACUCUGAGCUGCUGCCUCUUCUACAGAGUAUGUGUAGUCAAGGUAACCAUUUCCACGUAGGACGUAACACCAAGUGGCUGGAAAACAUCACUAAGCCCAGUGAAGGCAUUGUUGGUGCUGCAAUGGAAGAGCAACCUGUUUGCUCCUACUUGGAAAAGAUUCUUUCUAAAAAUAUGGAACUGAUGGAGAAGAAACUUAUGGACCACAUCGAUCAGCAAAUGUAUAAACUCCAGGAGCACAUAGAUAAUAAGAUUGCUUUGUUAAUGGACUUGCUGCAAAAUCCCCACUCCCCAGGCACUGGGACGCCUCUAAGACAUUAUGACUCUGGAGAAAGACUUUCAAAUGGAGAAAGAUAAGUGCUCAACAUGUACAGUGUGCUAAGAUAUUUAUUACAUAUUUAUUACAAGGCGAAAACCUCAAAAAACUUUAUGAAAAUUAAGUAUUUAAUGUCCUUUGAACAGUCACCAUUUACUUACGUAAAGUGACCUCUGUGUUCAUUUUUAUUGCACUUAUUAUAAUCUAGUACUGUACACUAAGAGUUAACAUGAUAUGGUCAUAAGUUAUUUUAGUUUGUAAUAUUGUUCACUCUUACAGAAAUUUAUGUCAACUUCUAGGUUGCUUAAGUGUUUAAAAUUUUUAAGGGUUUCUAAUGCAGUUCUUUAUUUUGUAUUGUAUAUGUGUUUGAUAGAAGUACUCUUUAUUUAUAAAAGACCUUAUUUUAUAGUCUUAGUAUGAAAAAGAAGGCUUACACUAUUUGAUAAUUUUUUUUUCUUUGUUCCUGGAAAAUUGAAUACUUAAGACUUGGAACCUUUAAUUCAGAUCACUAAUUUACAUUUUGUAUUAUUUAUCUCAGAUUAUGAAUAAGAUGCAAUGUUUGGCAUGUGUAAAUAUACACUGAGCUGUUAAUAUUAUUUGUUUCAGUACAGUAGCAGUAAAUAUGAAAAUAAAAAUCAGAACUGGCCAAUUCUUUGUCAGGAUUAUUACUUUAGAUUUAGUGUUUGAUGUAAAACGAGAGAAGUCAUCUUGUUUUAUCUCAAUACACCCAGAAAGUACAACUCUCCUUUUCUGAGCCAGUGCUUCUUUCCAGAGCCCUCUCUGGUAUGUUGAAAGUGUGGGCUGCUGAGGUUCUGCACUGAAGGAUUAAGGCAUCUGAGCCAAGGAGAUUGCAGUGCUCUCUGGCCGACUUCAUUUUCAGAAAUUACAACUAUUGGAUGUGUGUUGAAGGGCGAUAUGUUACAUCUGAAAAAUAAAUGUAUUCACUCUGGAAACUACAUAAGUAAAUAGAAAUGUUUCAUUUUCAGUGAUUCUUUGCUUAAAAUGUUUUAUUUUUCUGAAAAGAUGUGUUU